AUGUUCCUCGCCGACAAGUACAGCUCGCUGCUGCCCUCCCUCCACCAGCACCACUCCAAGCCGAGCCGCCGCCGGAGCCAGCAGCAGCAGCAGCAGAAGGGGGAGGCGGACCGGUUCGGCGCGGCGCUGGCCGCGCGCCUCCGGGGCCUGCUGCCGCUGCCGGCCUCCCCGCUCGCGGCGCUCGCGCGUGUGGCCGACCUCCUCGCGCUCACGCUCGCGGACGCGGGCCCCGCGCUCGCCGGCGCCGGCGAGGGCGACGCGACCGCCGUCGCCGCCCACCUCGACGCCGGCGUCGCGCUCCUCGACGCCUGCAACGCCAUCGCCGCGCGCCUCGAUCGCCUCCGCAGGCGCCGCCUCCUCGCGCGCCUCGCGCUCCACCUCCUCCUCUCCUCCUCCUCCUCGCCGUCGGGGUCCGGGCGGGUGCGCGCGCGUGCGGUGCUCUCGGACCGCGGUGACCACCCAGCGGCGUCCCCAUUCCCUCUGGCGCCGCUCCCUUCGCUCCCGUUCGAGCAGCCCCGCGGGCGGCUCUCGGCCGUCGCGCGCGUGCUCGCCGCCGUGGACGCCGUCUCCUCGCUCGCGGCAGCGGCCGCAGCCGCCAUUCUCGUCGGAGGACCCACCGCCUUCCCCCGGGUCUCCGGCGGCGGCGACCUCCCCUGGGCGGAGCCGUUCAACGCGGUGUCCGGCCAGCUCGCGGCGCUCGAAGGCGCCGGCGAGGUGGGCGCCGUCGACGAGGCCGUCCGGAGGCUCGCGUCGGCGCUGGACGCCGGGACCGACGACGAGGCGGCCGUGCGCGCCGCGGCGCAGGAGGUGGGGAGGCGCACCGAGGAGCUCGCGCCGCGCCUGGACCGCCUGUCGGACGCCGUCGGCGGCGUGUUCCGCUCCGCGCUGGGCCUCCGCAACGCCGAGCUCGGGUGCUUCAUGGUGGGACCCGCGGGGAAGCCGUGUACUCCCUCCGUCUCAUUGAGUUUGUCGUUGGAAAACCGUGCCCCCCUCACAAUCCCGCUUCCCGAGCGACAAUCUUAA
Miscanthus lutarioriparius is the source of this 1023-nucleotide messenger RNA. The record is from the annotation of a GenBank genome assembly. Lineage: Eukaryota; Viridiplantae; Streptophyta; Magnoliopsida; Poales; Poaceae.